Mesocricetus auratus (golden hamster) is the source of this 2950-nucleotide messenger RNA. Its product is annotated as tumor necrosis factor receptor superfamily member 22. Lineage: Eukaryota; Metazoa; Chordata; Mammalia; Rodentia; Cricetidae. Gene Ontology annotation, biological process: TRAIL-activated apoptotic signaling pathway; positive regulation of apoptotic process. The record is from RefSeq and is a predicted model, not a curated record. Gene Ontology annotation, molecular function: protein binding. The transcript has 6 exons. Gene Ontology annotation, cellular component: cell surface; plasma membrane. Bases 50 to 697 code for a protein of 215 amino acids.
CCCACAGUGGGUAUUUAAGGUAAUGUAAGACGAGGGCUGUGGUACAGUCAUGAUCUCCCGUCCUGUGUCAGUCUCCAGUCUGGGUCGUUGUUUGCAAUUGUAUCUGCUGAUGCAGCUACAGUUAACUAGUAUGACAGAACCACUCUCCGGACAGAGCAAGAACUUCUUCAGCUGCGACACUGAUGAGCAUUUGUCUGGGAGCCACUGCUGCAAGAACUGUAGUGCAGGUGAGUUUGUCCAGGAGUCCUGCACAACCCCCCACACCCUAGGACAAUGUGAGAAGUGUCACCCAGGGACAUUCACAGAGGCUAGUAAUGGCCUACAGUUUUGCAUACCUUGCUCCAGCUGUGGAAGAGAUCAAGAACCAGUGGCCAACUGCUCUGCCACCAGUGACCAGAAAUGCCGGUGCCGAAUGGGUCUUUUCUAUUCUGAUGCUGAUUCCACUGAAUUCUGUCGCCGGUGCACCAAGUGUCCCCAGGGAGUCCCUGUCCUCCAGAGAUGCAACUCCACAGCAAACACAGUGUGCGGUCAGGCUGACACAAAUCACAGAAACCGGCUGUAUCUACUAAUUAGUCUUUCAACCUUGUUUGUUAUUGCCAUUGUCUGCUGUUACCUGCGAAAAGUAAGGCCCUGUAGGAGUCUUUGCUGUACGAAGUUCUCUGGUGAAGUCUCUCCUUGGGAACAAGUGACAGCUUAACUGAAGGGAAGUCCUGCAAGUCCGGCUCCAAAAGAAGCUCAGAACGGACGGCUACCCAUGGUGCCUGUGAGAAUACCAAAGAGCAUGCUGGCCUCCAGGCCCACUCAGUACCUGUGACUCUUCUCGGCUCUUCUCCCCCCGCACCUUCCCUGAACCUCUCCAGCUCAUGGGCUCCCUUCCCCCAGUCUCUCAUUCCUAUAUAACCCCGCUGUUUCAGCCUUGUGCCUUCUUAGCUCUCCCCAUCUUGGCAUUCUCUUGCCCCUUCUUUCUUGGUCCUUUCUUAUCUUCCUCUUUCUCUCCCCACUCCUCACCCCUUCUCAUGGCCCAGUUCAGUCUGCUGGCCAUGUUUGGUUUGCUACUUCUUCUGUCUGCUCUGGCUCUUCCAGAAGCAUCUAGCUGUAAUUUCCCUCAUAUCUACAAUAACAGCUUUCUCCCAACCGUAACUGGAAUGGAUAUGUCCUUACUCUAUGUGCCUGGUGCCCGAAACCCAGGAAGAACAUUUAUAAUCCCCUUCUGUUGGGAACUAUAAAAAUGACUUCAUUUCAUCUUGACUUAAUAUCAGAGAGUUCAAAACUGUUCUUACUCUCCCCAGGUUAAAGUCAUAAAACCUAAAUGUCUAAGAUGUGGCUACUGUAGGAUGCUUGAUCUUGGUUGUAGAUGUCUUAUCUAAAUAACAAGAGAAGACUUGGCCUGAGGUAUGGUUACUCUUAACCCUUAAGGCCAGGUAGCAAGAAAUUUAGUCUAAGGUGGAAAAUUAAGAAAGAAGGCCUGUUUAUUCCUUGUAUCUUGACAAAGAAGUCUUCAGCCAUGUUUCGCUUUUUGGUUGGGGUAUUUAAGAAUGUUGAAGAAUAAGCUUAGGGCAUUCAGUAUUGUCCUCCUGACUCUUACCUGUGUCUCUAUCUUUUAUCUUUUCCUUAGCAUCUUUAUCUGCCGUUUCUCAAUCCACACUCCCCUUCUCAGGCACGAACACAGAGUAAUACAGACUGAUUCCAUAACGUGACGCUACUGCAGAUGGCUACUACACCCUUCCAAGGGUCUCAGCCUCCCCUAACUAAACCAACUUUCCUAAGACAUGUGUGUAUGGAUCAUUUGUUUCUACUGGCUCCUGCCACCCUCCAUAAUUGGCUUAAAUUUUAGGGUUUACCCCCAGUCACUUCUACCUGCCCUAACCAUUUGUCUCUCCUUGCCUGCUCAGUAAGUUUCUUCUCAGUGGCUCUGGCUCCUGGGGCCUGCUAUGCCCUCUUGUGUACUGAACCCAUGGCCAUCUCACUGCUAAGAGGGUUGCUCCUCUUUCUCUGUCUCUCCUAGUCCCCCUCUUCAGCUGCUUUCUUCCCCACCUGCUCCACCAACUCCUCUCUCCUCCUCUACUGGGUAAGUGUCUCCCUGGAGCUGUCUGCUUUGUCCAUUAUUACUGUGAAAGCCACACCAGUGUGCCAGGAAGCAUCCUCUCACCCUCCAGGGUCCCCAUCACUUAGACAGAGAUGCCUCUCCUUUGACUUGGGAUAUUUCUCUCUGGCGGUCUCUGUCCCCUUGGGGCUGCCCUGGAUUGAAAUUCUUGUCACCAGGACACUUACACUUCUCUCUUCUGCCCUUGUCCCUUCUAUCUCUCAGCUCCCUCCAGGAAGUCCUGCAGCUUCCUUAUGCCCUCUUGGUCUCCAGGGUAUUGGAACCCUCCUUCAGUUGGAGUUACUGUUUGUGGACCCUGUCCUCCUCUCCUCUUCAGAGCUGUCUGCUCUGCCUCCCCUUUGCGACCUCCUGGACCUGUACAGUAAUGGAAUACUUCCUGGAUGGAGUUCUUCCUUUGGACCCUGUCUCUAUCUCAGAUUCCUCUUGGAACCUUCCCACGGUGGAAUUCCUGUCUCCAACCCUUUCUCUUUUCCUCCUUGGACUCAGAAAUUCCAUUAAAGCCUCAUUGUCUUACUACAAAUGGCUUGGCCUCAGUACAGGUCAAUGGCCAAAGCCAGCACACUUGAUUUCUAAAACCUCUCAUGUGGUAACAACUCUGCCACUGCACAAACAAAUGAUCCCAACUCUCUUAUAUCUCAACUUUCUCUGCUCUACACUUCCCAACUCUCUUUUAUCAAAUUUUUCCUACUUUUCACCUUUAAAGAUCUUUUAUCUCUAUGAUUUCUUUGUUCUCUGCUCUCAAAGAAAUUCUCCUAAGACCAUUGUGUAAACUCCGUCACAGAAGUUGUAAGUUCAGUAGGUAUGGUUAAAAUUUUUCAAAAUCUGUAAUAAAAGGUUAAAACAUAA